GGGGCAUUCGGAAGAAACUGACCACCACUGCCAUGUCUGAUAUCUGGAGUGGGGAUAUCCUGCUACCCGACGGUGAAUCAAUUAAAAAUGUUGGCCUCGCAUUACCAGCCAGUGUAUCAAGUCCACUGUCCCCCACAGCUAUCUUACGCUUCCUUACCACGGUCGACACCGUACAAAUCCCUCUGUAUCUCGCCGCGGGGCCCAGCUUGGAUGUGUGGACAAGUGAUGAAGCCACGGAAGCGUGGUUCCACACCAUCUUGCUGAGCACGCCUGUGUCGGCAGGCGCAGGUGAAGCAACAGAGUGGUGGACGUGUCCGCGUUCACAGUCGCCCGUGGGCAUCCUGGUGCAAGUUGACAGCGAAGGAGCGCACACAGCAAGGCCCAGGGUGAGCGAGAUAGUCUUCUACGGCACCAUUUCUGCUGCCUGUCACGACCAGUCGCAGCGCAUACCCGAGUUACGAGUACAUGCACUGCCCCUGUCUUCCGAUCGAUUGUAUCAGCAUGUCAUUCCAGAACUUUCCCAUCUCUCGCCAGCAGAUGACGUGGAAGUCAACGCCCAAUUCUUGACGCCACCAUGCGAGCUCCACAAAGCACCAGGGUCCCCCAAACAAAAGCGGGAUAUCUUUGCAGAGGCCACCAUGGCAAGGAGAAAGGCUCGGGGCACAGGCGGCGUGGCCAUGGCGGCUACAGCUGCGGUCGCCAGGCAGAGCGAGUCACAGGGGUCGUAUGCCCACCGCAAGUCGUUGUCCAUUGACAGCAGAGCGUCACCGUUCCAAGACUCCAGACCGCCCUCCGCCCAGGGAGCUCUCUCUCGCCCCUCGUCACGACCCCUCUCCCGCUCGCCAAGUCUAUCUUCUGAUGCCCGGCCAUUGAGCAGAAAGGGCCCUUCUGACCCUCAGGUCAAACGCUCCAAUCUAUCGCAUGUCGCCACUGUGCCCCUGCAACCUGAAGAGCCCACGACCGAGUCCAAGAAUAAGGAGACACUUUCAAGAGUUGUCAUGGCGGCGAUGCGUAUGCAUGGAUUACAACAACGGAAGAAAACUGUGUCUCGCCGCGCUUCCGUGGGACCUGGUGCUGAAGAGAGCUGGCAAAGUAAUGACGAGCCUGCGGCUGAAGAAGCGAAGGACGAAGAGUAUAAGCUGAUCUAUCAUCAGACAUACAAAGGUGCCGCCUUUGCUCUGCGGAAGCAUAUUUUGGAGAAGCCACUGCACGCACAGCCCGAUCGAUUGCGUGAUGUCGUUGAGCAGCUGCUUACAAUCUUUCUUCACGAUCCACUUGCUCAGCUACUGCCAUUGUCUGAGCCUAACAGUCAUGUUGCAACGCCGCAUCGCCUCGGUGUUCCUGGAUCAACACACAACAACGCAAGCCCUUUCGACCUACCAAGUGGGGCUAGACCACCCAUAGGGAGAUCAGUGACCGACAGUAUGCUAUUUACGGGCUCGCCUGUUAGCAGGAAGAACCACGGAGUAAGCGCUACGGCAAAUGGUGGACGUGAUGCCGCCCCUAGAUAGCCCCAACGAUAGUACGAGACGAGCACAAGAUGCCCUGCAGCAACUUGUACAUUGAGUCUUUCAUGCAGCUAUAUCGAGACCGUGACCCUACAGACAGGACAAUGCCUACUAGACAUAGCUGUUUGAGGAUUUAGUAGAGUAAAAACAACUAACAACCUCAAUAAAUUCAAGUGUAAGAAAACUACAAUAUAACUACUAGAUUAAGCUAAGCCCGGUAAAGUCUAAGCUCUACAUCUUGAAAGUUUGUAAUUUUUAUACCAAUGUUACUAUAAUACCUAUAACGUUAGAC
Molecule: messenger RNA, 1800 nt
Organism: Dothidotthia symphoricarpi CBS 119687
Lineage: Eukaryota; Fungi; Ascomycota; Dothideomycetes; Pleosporales; Dothidotthiaceae
Exons: 3
Coding region: 33-1511 (492 amino acids)
Source: RefSeq, a predicted model, not a curated record